This is a messenger RNA of Linum trigynum, 354 nucleotides long. NCBI's taxonomy places the organism in Eukaryota, Viridiplantae, Streptophyta, Magnoliopsida, Malpighiales, Linaceae. The record is from the annotation of a GenBank genome assembly.
AUGUUUAUCUCGGCAAGUUACCUGAGGCGAGGAAGAAGGUGGCGAAUUAAGGCGUCAGAGGAGGAAGGGCUGCUGUUUCGUGCCUCGCCGGAGGUUUUUCUGCUGGCGAAUCGAGGCGUCGGAGGAAGAAGGGCUGCUGUUGAGUCGAGCCACCUCGUACCGGUUGCUGUGGAAUCGAGACGCACCGGAAGGAGGCCACGCCAAGCCGCGCCGGAAGGAGAAGGAGAAGGAGAAGGAGGCCGCGCCGGAAGGAGAAGGAGGCGAUCGGAUUUGGAGCUCGUCUCACGUCUGGGCGGCGAGGUGGAGAAAAUGGAUGGGUCGCGACUCGCGAUUUGUUGCUCGGCUGCGAAGUGA